AUGGAAAUGCUUCAAGAUCCCCCCUUGAGCCUUUUAGAGGCUGAUUACACCAUGUACAUCAAUGCAAUCAGUAGGGUGACACACAUGAUCAGCAAAGUGAUAGGACUGGGAUCACAGGAAUCUAAAACAAACAGAAAUCUGAAACAAGAUUCCGUGGUAAAGAAUUACCAGAAUAUCUUGGCUUUGGCAUUUGCUGUAGAAGAGAUCAACGAGAAUCCCUACAUUUUACCAAACAUCACUUUGGGCUUCCAUGUCCUCAGUAAUUACUACCUUGCAAAGAUUACCUAUAAGGUUACCCUAAAUCUAUUUUCUAUACAUAGGUUUAUACCCAAUUUCAAAUGUGAUACAAAGAAAAAUCUUAUAACUGCAAUUGGAGGGAUUGACCCAGAAGCCACUGCUGAUAUGGUCACCAUUUUGUCUAUUUACAAGAUUCCACAGGUAUAUCAGGUGCACAAGCUCAAUCACUUUCUAAGGACCAUGGUGUUCAACAACAGUGCCGGAGAAACUUCACAUUUUGAUCACAAUGGAGAUUUAGUAGCAGGUUUUGAUAUUAUAAACUGGGUCCUGCCUCUUUCUGUGUGUAAUGACAACUGUAAUCCUGGUUACCACAAGAAAAAAAAGGAAGGAAGCUUUUGCUGCUAUGAUUGUACUUCAUGUCCAGAAGGGAUGAUCUCUGAACAAAAAGACAUGGAUGCCUGUGUCAAUUGUCCAGAAGAUCAAUAUUCCAAGAAGGGCCAAAAUCAGUGCAUUCCAAAGGUUAUAACCUACCUUUCUUACGAAGAACCAUUAGGGAUCACUUUAGCUUUGUUUGAUAUUUGUUUCGCUCUGACAACAGCUUUGGUGCUUGGGACAUUUGUGAAGCAUCAGGAAACUCCCUUAGUCAAAGCCAACAACCGGAGCCUCACUUACAUUCUCCUCAUCUCUCUCCUUCUGUGCUUCCUCUGCUGUUUACUCUUCAUUGGGCAGCCAAUUAAAAUGACCUGCCUUCUCCGACAAAUUACCUUUGGCAUUGUCUUCUCUGUGGCACUCUCCACUGUAUUGGCCAAAACCAUCACUGUGGUAUUUGCAUUCAUGGCUACCAAACCAGGAUCUAAGAUGAAGAACUGGAUAGGGAAAAAAAUGACGAACUCUAUUGUCCUUUCCUCUUCCUUUAUUCAAGUUGGCAUAUGUACUCUUUGGCUAACUUCUUCUCCUCCCUUCCUGGACAUGGACAGGCACUCAUUCCAUGACCAAAUCAUAGUGGAAUGUAACGAGGGCUCAGCUACCCUUUUUUAUUGUCUCUUAGGCUAUAUGGGCCUCCUUGCAAUUAGUAGCUUCACCGUUGCUUUCUUCGCUAGGAAGUUGCCAGACAGUUUCAAUGAAGCCAAAUUGAUCACUUUCAGCAUGUUGGUCUUUUGCAGUGUUUGGCUAUCCUUCAUUCCUACUUACCUGAGCACCAAAGGGAAAUCCAUAGUGGUUGUGGAGAUCUUUAGUAUCUUAGCCUCUGGUGCUGGCUUACUGGGUUGUAUUUUUUUCCCCAAGUGCUACAUCAUUGUGCUGAAGCCUGAGCUGAACAACAAACAGCAGUUAAUAAAGAGAAAAAAGAAAUAA
This is a messenger RNA of Euleptes europaea (tarantolino), 1590 nucleotides long. RefSeq names its product vomeronasal type-2 receptor 26-like. Gene Ontology annotation, molecular function: G protein-coupled receptor activity. The record is from RefSeq and is a predicted model, not a curated record. Gene Ontology annotation, cellular component: membrane. The coding region runs from base 1 to 1590 and encodes 529 amino acids. Lineage: Eukaryota; Metazoa; Chordata; Lepidosauria; Squamata; Sphaerodactylidae. The transcript has 5 exons. Gene Ontology annotation, biological process: G protein-coupled receptor signaling pathway.